CUAUUUCGCUGAUAUCUCGCAGAUCAACAGAACUGCUUGAUCCUGCAACAACAUAAUCAUUAGGCUCAAGCUAACUAGUAGUAUAGUACUAGAAGCUCGUGUAUUUUUUGCCCAAUCACGAUACACACUUCAACGGUGACUUGUGAUGGUAUUUCAUUAGGCCGUUUCCCGAUCCGAGCCUUGCAGCGAGAGCUCCGGUCACCGCUAGGACUGCAGGAGGACUGCGGCUUUGUAUUGAAUUGCGUUGAGGCGUGCGCAGCCUAGCCUCCUUCUGUUUCCACAGCACAGCGAGACAUCGUGUGACCAGGCCCAGAUCACUCUUGAUGCUGGAUGCUCAGUAGAUGUUAGAAAAAGGCGUAGUGCUGGGAAAACUUGAAUCCGCUCGGCAACUAAUUACUUCGUUCAGCAGACGGGGCCGAAUUGUGUUCCAGACAGUGUGCUCUCGGGUUGCGGGCAGUUAUGAUUCCCGCAACUGAAUUUCGACGAGGCCUGGUACUCCUGGCCGGUAUAGGUCUGCUGAUUGCGACGUAUGGUAGUGGUAGCGGCACUGUCGUGUGUCCUGGAGGUCGGACGGAGUGCGACGACGGAGAGACGUGCUGCCAGAAGGCGACCGGUGAUUAUGGCUGCUGCGGGGCGGUGAACGCUGUGUGUUGCAGCGACCUGGUUCAUUGCUGCCCAGAGGGGUACUACUGUGAUCCACACGCCCAGGAAUGCAAGCGUAGUGGCACCGGACGACUACUUAGCCUGCCCUUCCUCAGGCUGGAGUCAGAGACGAGACACAAGCAGAGGAGCAAGCUCAACUCAGCUGAUACCCUUAUCAUUGAAACGCCAGUGAACAUGGGAACGCAUGACAGAGAUUUCAUCACUGUGUCAAGAACAAUGUGCCCUGACGGCCAUGAUUGCCCUGGCAACCAGACAUGUUGCCUACAGAAAAAUGGUAUGUAUGGCUGCUGCACGCUAGAGAAUGCAGUGUGCUGCUCGGAUGGUGUGCACUGCUGCCCAGCAGACUUCACGUGCACGCACAAUGGCACGCACACUGGAUGUGAACAAGAAGGCGUAGUAUUGACACAAGCACAUACCUUGUUCCUUACCGAGAAACUAUGACAAUGCGCAGAGCAAUGCUUUCGGAACACAUGCCGGCAUGAAAAACAGGUUUGGUCUUGUUUGCAUGCUGCUGUUACGUCCUGAAAAGAGAUGUAUCCCGUGACUGGGUACUGCCAUGAAUUCAUGAAACCCGGCCAUGGGGCUGUUUUCUACCCAGCUGAGCUUAGAACUUUUUGCCAAAUGUUGAGAAGUAUAGCAUUGAGCUGCUCUUGGUGUAUUGCUCACAUUAUCAAGUAUAAGUUUAUACAAAAGAAAAGGGACCAAUGAACUACAAGUUACGCUAUAAUGUCCACUAACACCCCUAUCCUUGGCUCUCCAUCCGAGUCCAUUAUCAAGUAUUAUUAUCAUCGUAAAAAAUAUCAUCCCAUCACCGUGAUGACUCA
This is a messenger RNA of Sycon ciliatum, 1487 nucleotides long. RefSeq names its product progranulin-like. NCBI's taxonomy places the organism in Eukaryota, Metazoa, Porifera, Calcarea, Leucosolenida, Sycettidae. The record is from RefSeq and is a predicted model, not a curated record. Bases 460 to 1104 code for a protein of 214 amino acids. Gene Ontology annotation, cellular component: extracellular region. The transcript has a single exon.